Messenger RNA from Pteropus alecto (black flying fox), 1774 nucleotides. It is a transcript of the gene ADAP1, whose product is annotated as ArfGAP with dual PH domains 1. Gene Ontology annotation, biological process: positive regulation of GTPase activity. NCBI's taxonomy places the organism in Eukaryota, Metazoa, Chordata, Mammalia, Chiroptera, Pteropodidae. Bases 45 to 1169 code for a protein of 374 amino acids. Gene Ontology annotation, cellular component: intracellular membrane-bounded organelle; plasma membrane. The transcript is spliced from 11 exons. The record is from RefSeq and is a predicted model, not a curated record. Gene Ontology annotation, molecular function: GTPase activator activity; phosphatidylinositol bisphosphate binding.
UCCCCGCCCCCGCCCCGGCUCCGGCGUCUCGGGACAUCGCUGCCAUGGCCAAGGAGCUGCGGAGGGCCUUCCUGGAGCUGCUGCAGCGGCCAGGGAACGCGCGCUGCGCCGACUGCGGCGCCCCGGAUCCAGACUGGGCCUCCUACACCCUCGGGGUGUUCAUCUGCCUGAGCUGCUCCGGGAUCCACCGCAACAUCCCCCAGGUCAGCAAGGUCAAGUCCAUCCGCCUGGAUGCCUGGGAGGAGGCCCAAGUGGAGCUCAUGGCCUCCCAGGGGAACAGCGCUGCAAAGGCCACGUUCGAGUCCAGCGUCCCGCCCUUCUACUACCGGCCCACGCCCUCCGACUGCCACCUCCUGCGGGAGCAGUGGAUCCGGGCCAAGUACGAGCGGCAGGAGUUCACGGACCCCGAGAAGCAGGAGCCGUACUCCGCAGGAUACCGCGAGGGCUUCCUCUGGAAGCGGGGCAGAGACAGCGGGCAGUUUCUGAGCCGGAAGUUUGUGCUGGCCGAGCGCGAAGGGGCCCUGAAGUACUUCAACAGAAGCGACGCCAGGGAGCCCAAGGCCGUCAUGAAGAUCGAGCACCUGAACGCCAGCUUUCAGCCGGCCAAGAUCGGUCACCCUCACGGCCUGCAGGUCACCUACCUGAAGGACAACAGCACCCGGAACAUCUUCAUCUACCACGAGGACGGGAAGGAGAUGGUGGACUGGUUCAAUGCGCUGCGUGCCGCCCGCUUCCACUACCUGCAGGUGGCCUUCCCGGGCGCCAGUGACGCCGACCUGGUGCCGAAGCUGACCAGGAGCUACCUGAAGGAAGGCUACAUGGAGAAGACAGGGCCCAAGCAGACGGAAGGCUUCCGGAAGCGCUGGUUCACCCUGGACGACAGGAGGCUCAUGUACUUCAAGGACCCGCUGGACGCCUUCGCCCGCGGGGAGGUCUUCAUCGGCAGCCGGGAGAGCGGCUACACGGUGCUGGACAGGCUCCCGCCGUCCACCCAGGGCCACCGCUGGCCGCACGGCAUCACCAUUGUGACACCGGAGCGCAGGUUCCUGCUGGCUUGCGAGACGGAGGCGGAGCAGCGCGCGUGGCUGGAGACCUUCCGGCAGGUGGUGGACAGGCCCAUGCUGCCCCAGGAGUACGCAGUGGAAGCCCACUUCAAGCACAAGCCCUAGCAGGAGGCGGUUCCGAGGCCCGAGGAAUCUGGACGCACUAGAUGUGGCAGGACGUGGGGCCUGUGGACGGAGGUGGUGGCUGCCAGCCCGGCUCUGAGCAGCAGCCCGGACGUGGCCAGGUGGGGCUGGAGCUCUGGCCACUGGGACUCGUUUCUCUGAAACUGCACUGUGGGCCAGCCUGGCCCAGCCUGACCUCUGACCCCAUCAUGCUGCUGCCCCAUGACACCCCAGACCCCGCCCCCUCCGCCUCCUGGACCACUCCACUGGGGGCCUGGCCACCCCACUCAGGACAGCACAGCGCCCUCCCCUAACCGCCCUGCCACCUGCGCCCCUGAGCGGGACCCCGCCCCAACCAGGCCGGGCUGUGGGGACGGCGGGCGGUGCGCCCUGCAUGCUCCCCGGCCUGCCCCACCUCCUCGUGCCCUCGCCCCCCCCCACAACAAGUAUUUAUUGAGCAUCUGCCGUGUGUUCGUCGAGGGGUCUUGGGGCUGGUGUGGAAGACACAGCCGUGUCCUCAAGGGGCUGACCUGGAGUGUGCAUGCGGGCCUUGCGGCCCUGGACGCCCGGCUCAGGCAGGGGACCUGGGGGUCUGCUCGCGUCUGCUC